Tetranychus urticae (two-spotted spider mite) is the source of this 1611-nucleotide messenger RNA. NCBI's taxonomy places the organism in Eukaryota, Metazoa, Arthropoda, Arachnida, Trombidiformes, Tetranychidae. The record is from RefSeq and is a predicted model, not a curated record.
GAAGAUACAGUUUAUCCUUUCAGAACUUGCCGUUACUCAGAUGGGACGGCAGAAUCUCUUAGAAAAGGAUGAAACUCGCCUCUUUCUUUGCAUCUACUGAGAGUUUAUCCAUCAAACAGAGCUAUUAAUAAAUUCAAGAUGAACAGCAAUCCAAUCAAAGUUCUGGUAACAUCAAUCAAUGGUUAUGGACACUUUAAUGCCGCUCUUGGUGUUGCGAGUUUGCUAGCUAACCGUGGUAAUGAUGUCUAUUUUGCCAAUCUAUUGAAGUAUAAAGAUGAGGUUCAGAAAUAUGGUGUGAAAUUCAUUGCUCUUGAAGAUUACAACGAUGCAUAUAAUAAAGAAAUGGAACAGAAAAAUGAAACUAAAGCAGUUGAAGUCUUAGUGAAAAGUAUGGAACCCAAAUCAACUUCGCCUCUAGGUGACGAGGAAAACAGCAUUGCCGGUAUGUCGAUUAUCUUGGCUGAGCUCCAGCUGUUAGAUUCCACUUUGCAAAAAAUCAUCGAUUCCAUUAAACCAGAUAUUUUGAUCGGUGACGUUUGUUUUCCUACUCCACUCUUCUAUCAAUCACCAAUUCCAAGAAUAAUUUUGUUCUCACCCAAUCCAUCCGCCCUUUAUUAUGAGACAACUGGAUUUCCGACUUCACUGGGUCUAUCAGUUCAUGUUGAUAGGAGUUCGUGGCCAUGUUAUCAUAAAAAGGUAUUGAAAAUGAAAGAAGCUUGUAAGGAAUACUUUAAAUGGCUUUCCUUAUUUGGAAUAGAAACAAAUUUUUUUCAUACUUCGGACAAAUUUCUUGGUAUUUACAUGUGCCCAAAAGCAUUAGACUAUGUUGAAUUAGGAUCACCGCCACCAAAUUGGAUUCGAAUAGAUUCUUCUAUUCGUACCCGUGCUGCAAAGGAAUUUAUUGUUCCACCAUUUAGGACAAAUCAGUCGGGAAAAUUGGUUUACUUGUCAAUGGGAACUUCAGGAUCUCUUAACAUAGCUUUGAUGAAGCGUUUAAUCAACACUUUUUCCAAGAGUAAACAUUGCUUCAUUGUAUCUAAAGGCUUUAAAGGUGAUGAAUUGACUUUGUCUGAAAAUAUGUGGGGCGAUAAUUAUGUUGAUCAAAUAGCUAUCUUACCCAAAGUUGACGCGGUUAUAACUCAUGGUGGGAAUAAUUCAUUCAUUGAGACGUUUUACUUUGGUAAACCAAUGAUUGUAAUGCCGUGUUGCUUUGAUCAACUAGAUAAUGCACAAAGAAUUGAAGAUUUGAAACUUGGAUACAGAGUUGAUCCAUUAGGAUAUGAUGAAGAUGAAAUUCAUAAAAUUGUUGACGAUUUGCUUGAGAAUACCGAGAUACGCUCAAAAAUGGAGGAAAUUUCAAAGCAAUUGAAAACUUCAAAUAACCGAGAAGAAGUGGCUAGGUUGAUUGAAAACAUCGCAGUAACUAAAAAGUACCCAUUUCAAUAAACACUCACGACCUUUAAAAAUUAAUUUCAAUUUCUCAUCGAAUGUGUAUGAGAAAUAAAUAUUUCUAUCACAGUAAUAAAGAUUCUAAUAUGCAAUCAAGAAAUUAUUCAUCUCACAAUGUGUAAGUUAGUGUAAUUUGUUAAAAUAAAGAGAUAAAUGAUCAGA